AUAAAACACGAAAUCCGGCAGUAAAAGCACUAAUUUAUUGGGAAACGAGUGUCUGCUUCUGACCAAAAUAACAAGUGAUGCCAAAUGAAUGGCGGCACAUGAUGACACGUAUUUUUUUGGUCUACGAUUGUGUUUCAAGGUGUAGGAUCUUUCAUCUUUUGAGUUGAUGGUAUACAACAAUAUCUGCUGCACUAAAUACGUCACAGAUACUAUUAACUGAACAUAUAAACUAGAGCUUCGUCGUAUUUUGAAGUACAUACAAAAGUCUCUUCACAGAAACACUGAAAGUUGGCAGAACAAGCAUCGUUAAACUGAGAACGUCGCUUCGACACAAUUCGCGAUACUGAACAUGGACGAGAAUGGCUCGCUAAACGCAAACCAUAGCAUGGACUUUGAAAUGAAAUUUGUCACGUCAAAACACGUUCACUGGGUGAUUCUCUCGGUCUUAAUCGUCCUCAUGAACUCGUUUGUUAUUCUGUUGUUCGUCUUCAACAAGAACCUACAAAAACCAACAAAUUUUCUGCUCGUGAGCUUGAGCGUAUCUGACUUGCUCACAGGGAUGAUUGGAUUACCCUUAGUGCUUGUGUGCUCAACGAGACCGAUAUGUCUUGCAUGCGUGUUCUCGUAUACCUUCAUCGUGUUCACGUCUAUCUCUACCGUGCUACACAUCCUCGUGAUAUCUUACGAGCGUUACAUAAAGAUCGUGUUCCCGUUUCGAGUGCACCAAAUAGGGAGAGCAAGUUUCGAGUUGAAACUCGUGGCUUGUUUAUGGUUUAUUAGUUUAUUAAUCCCUCCCAUACAAUUCAUCUGGUGGCCUCCGACUCCGACAUCCUGCGACGAAGACCUCAGUCCCGAAGACGCCAGAAGUGAAAGGAUCUUCACCAUCUUAAUUAUGGUACUGUUCGUUGCACUACCUGUGUUGCUCCUGAUCUAUGCUGAUGCCAUGGUUUUCCUCGUCGUUCGUCGGCAGUUGGACGGAAUCGAGAAGACAUCGGUCGGCCUUCGGGAUUCUCAACGACGCCUGCAAAAAGAGACGAGAGUUUUAAUGCUGUUCGCAAUCAUGAUGUUGUAUUUCAUCGUGGCCUGGUCCUUCUAUUUUUCAUCCAUGGUCAUGCAUUCGAUCGUGGGACGAGAAAUGCUCCUUCCUGAAUGGAUAUUCCAGUUUGCAGAGAUUCUACGGUGCAGCACGCCAUUUGUCAAUCCAAUUUUAUACAUCUUGCUCAAGCUUGACUUUCGCCGCGCUGUCUUGGGCGUGAUGAGACGGCUGCUGAGAAAAUACUCUGGAAUGCAAGUUGACAGCAGUGUGGAAUACAGCAAUGGUAUUCGUUCAGGAGGACGUUCAGACUCACGUAGUAAUUACACUGAAAGAACCAUGUUCUUGUGAUACCAUUAUGAGAUUGCUAAAUUACAUGUGUAUAUGAUAAUAACUGGAACUAAAUAGUUCGCUGGAAUUAGGCAAUAAGCGGGGCGUUUAUGGACUAAUAUAAGCUUAGGUAAGCCUAUCGUAACAGGGCAUACACUGUUGUUAGCUGUAGCUCUAACAAGUUGUGAUUUGCAGUGUUAAGAUGGCAGAUUGUAACAAGUAACAAUAAUAUCUCAGGCGGAUAUUUUUUGACGAAAUUUAUAUUUUGUUUCGGAAACUAUUUCAUCUAAAGGUGGCUGCUAUCUUGGUACUCCAAAUUCGUCAUAUUCGGGGGUUUCAACUGGCUUCAGUAGAUGUUCUUUCCAGGCACGUUUUGAUCUGCUUGCGAACAGAAUAUCAAUAAUGCAGCCAACCACAGUGCAGGACUUGUGGCAGUGUACAGACUUGUAUACUAAUCGAUAAUAGAAAGUGAAAUAUAAUGUAAAAUGAGAAUGUAAUUAGUGACGCACCAGUUUUCGGGAAAUCAGUUUAAUAAUUCCUGGUCAUUCAGUUGUGUUUUACCAGGUAUCUAUUCUUUAACGAAUAUUCUUGCAGCCUCGUGAAGGGCUCGCUCUCUCGAUAAAAAGGUGAGCGUCCGUGCGGUGACCACCAAACAUGCUAAUUUGUCAUGUAAUUGAUUUGAAUUGGAUUGGAGUUAAUUAAAGAUGUCAUUAUAUAUACAUAAAUAUAAAAAAAGUAAAUGUAUCCUUUUAUCUAAAAAUAAUAAAAA
Messenger RNA from Dendronephthya gigantea, 2132 nucleotides. Its product is annotated as adenosine receptor A2b-like. Gene Ontology annotation, cellular component: membrane. The coding region runs from base 350 to 1384 and encodes 344 amino acids. NCBI's taxonomy places the organism in Eukaryota, Metazoa, Cnidaria, Anthozoa, Malacalcyonacea, Nephtheidae. The record is from RefSeq and is a predicted model, not a curated record. The transcript is spliced from 3 exons. Gene Ontology annotation, molecular function: G protein-coupled receptor activity. Gene Ontology annotation, biological process: G protein-coupled receptor signaling pathway.